Messenger RNA from Engraulis encrasicolus (European anchovy), 5123 nucleotides. RefSeq names its product DnaJ (Hsp40) homolog, subfamily C, member 3b (gene dnajc3b). Gene Ontology annotation, cellular component: endoplasmic reticulum. The record is from RefSeq and is a predicted model, not a curated record. The transcript has 12 exons. The coding region runs from base 408 to 1928 and encodes 506 amino acids. NCBI's taxonomy places the organism in Eukaryota, Metazoa, Chordata, Actinopteri, Clupeiformes, Engraulidae. Gene Ontology annotation, biological process: protein folding in endoplasmic reticulum. Gene Ontology annotation, molecular function: misfolded protein binding; protein-folding chaperone binding.
UGUGUCUGGGCUCUGCUUGCUCCGCGGUGCGCUGAUGUGCGGGACUGUGGCAGUUCCACGACGACAAGUCUGCAGGGGUAGGCAGUGCUAGGAGUUAAGUUGCGUUUUGUCGAAUAGUGGCUCGCAUAAAUACAAUAUUUACUAUCGUUUCGUUUGUAUUAUAAUUAUACCGCAGGAGUAAGUAAUUUGAUACACCGGUUCGGAACUGUACAUUCGGAGUCCUUACAUCUACCCGGAAAUAUAUAUGGAACGUACAUGAAAUACUGUUCAUUUUUUGUUUGCCGAAAAUGGCUUUCGAUUUACUGAAGUCAUGAGAUGACGGCCUCGACCGUCUAAUUUUUCCGGGACACUUAUCACUUACAAAGGAACUAUCAGGGGAGUGUGAACUGCAAAUAUAGGUCAGUGGUAUGAAAUACUGUAAUAUGGAGUCUGGUCGACGGAAAGGUCUCAGUAGUGUCCUAUCGUCGUUAUCCUUGCUAUGCGUCGUCCUGGACUUGCAACUCGACGGUGUGUUGGGAGCCACCCCGGUGGAAAUCGAGCACCAUCUUGAAAUGGGCCGUAAGCUGCUGGCAGCUGGGCAGUUGGCAGAGGCCCUGUCCCAUUACCACUCCGCUGUUGAAGGAGACUCUAAGAACUACCUGACGUAUUACAAGCGGGCAGCUGUUUUCCUGGCCAUGGGGAAGUCCAAGUCUGCUUUACCAGACCUGACCAGGGCCAUACAGCUCAAACCGGACUUUCUGGCUGCUCGGCUCCAGAGAGGGAACAUUCUUCUGAAGCAGGGCAGUGCCCUAGAGGCCAGACAGGACUUUGAGGCGGUGCUGCAGCGCUCCCCAGACCAGGCAGAGGCGCGUGAACAGCUGUUCAGGGCUGAGGAGCUGGAGGAGCUGCAGGAUGAGGCGCAUGCUGCACACACCAGCGGAGACUACGUCAGGACUGUCCAAAUCCUGGAGCGGGUCAUAGAGAUUUCGCCGUGGGAUCCCGAGUCCCGUGAGCUCCGCGCGGACUGCUACAUCCGCCUGGGAGACUCUCGGAAGGCCAUCCAGGACCUGACGCCGGCGGCCAGGCUGCGGACAGACAACCGAGCGGCCUUCCUGAAGCUCAGCAGGCUGCACUAUCAACUAGGCGAACACCAGGACUCCCUCAGUCAGGUGCGGGAGUGUCUGAAGUUGGAUCAGGACGAUAAGGAGUGUUUCACCCACUACAAACAGGUGAAGAAGCUGAGUAAACAGAUGGACUCAGCUGAGGACCUCAUCCAAGAGCACAGGUUUCAGGAGGCCAUUGACAAGUAUGAGUCGGCCAUGAGGACUGAACCCAACGUUCCCUACUACACCAGCAAAGCCAAGGAGAGGAUCUGCCACUGCUUGGUCCAGAUUAAGUCGUCUGAGGAUGCAGUAGACGCCUGUACAGAGGCCCAUCAACUGGAUCCACAGAAUCUCCACAUUCUCAAAGACAGAGCCGAGGCCUACAUCCAGCUCCAGGAUUAUGAGAAAGCUGUGGAGGACUACCAGGAGGCUCGGGAGUUCGACCAGGAGAACCAGGAGAUCCGCGAGGGUCUGGAGAGAGCACAGAAGCUGCUGAAGCAGUCACGCAAGAGGGACUACUACAAGAUCCUGGGUGUCGGCAGAAAUGCCAACAAACAGGAAAUAACAAAAGCAUACCGAAAGCUGGCACAACAGUGGCAUCCAGACAACUUCCAAUCAGAGGCAGACAAGAAGGAAGCCGAGAAGAAGUUCAUUGACAUCGCCUCGGCAAAAGAGGUCCUGACGGACCCAGAAAUGCGUCAGAAGUUUGAUGCGGGUGAGGAUCCUCUGGACCCUGAGAGUGGGCAGGGAGGAGGUGGACAGGGAGGACACUGGCCCUUCGGCUUCAACCCCUUCGAGUCGGGCGGCGGAGGAGGAAACUUCCAUUUCAAAUUCACCUACAACUAGUACGAGGACAGAUGGAUUUAUUAUUUUUUGCGCCUUUUUUCAGAAAUGACUGGGACAGACAACAAUCCAAAACGAAAAACAAAAAACUUGUGAAAGGAACAAACUCAGAGGACAGACUGGAGUGUCGUAAUUAGGAAUGGAUUUUUUUUUGCUCUUUUUUUGCAGGUGAAGGAAAUUAAAUUAACAGGGCUUCUGAGAUUUUUAAAGAAUAACAUUCAGUGAGACAGUGGGCCUGUGUCACACUUUUUCUUGUCAAGAUUGCGAGUGCUUGAACUGUACAGAUUGAACUGAACUGACAGAAGCUGUCUAUUCUGUCUGAUGGUCUUCAUCAGUGGAUUAAGGCGAGAGAUCGCGGAAGAUGGAUAGAUGGAUGGACGUAUGUAUAGAGACUUGACAACAAGAAAAGAGAGGAUGAGAGUUUGCCAGCACAGCUAUCUUUUAUUCUGCAUCCUCUUCUUCCUCUUCUUUGUCUUCGGGUCUUCAGUUUUUCAUUCAAAAUCAGUGUGCCAUGUGUUUUUGUAGUAGACAUGUAUACGUGUAUGACACAUAUACAUCUAAUGUAUAUGACAUUUGUAUACAUGUCUAUGUGUUCUACCCUUGGGGUGGGUCACCUCAUUUGUCUUCCAUGGGGGGUAUUUUAAGUAUGUGGUUUAAACGACUAACCUUCAUCCGUUAAUUCAAAUUAGGUGGCAAACUUCCUGAUAUAAGAACCUUAUGGCUUGGUUUUUACUAGGAUGAUAAAGCAACAAGAGUGCUUUAUUAGGUUUACCGCUUACUGUGGGUUAACAUUCCUAUACCAUAGAUACAGAGCACUGGAGGUCAUGUUCAGUCUUUUGGAAUGCGUUCAUACUGGGUGCCGGCCAUCAUUUUAGUACGGUUCCUAUGUUUUACAUUCUAUCAGCAAAGGUGUGGCGUUAUCGCCACCUACAGGCCGAUAUGGAUAUCGCCUUGACGCCAACUGAGGUACAUUAAAACCUAGUUACCCCUGUACAAAGAUGGCCGUGACCAAAUUUACAUAUUUGUUCCAAUAGACAGAAUAGUCAACAAGACACUUGGUGUUCUGUAUACAUCCAUACAAGUAACUAAAGCUGCUUUUCGGAAUGGUCCCCAGGCUUAUAUCCCGUCUGUCUCUGUUUACUGCUAUACCGUGUGCACUUUGCACACUCCACACAAGCACUCCCAGUAACAUGCAGUAGGCAUUGUGUUCUUGCGUUACUCCAAAUGAACAGCACUUUUCUUUUUUAACGUCGCGCUGAUCUUCUUCUCAGCUCAUCUGGGCUUGUCUUUGAGGCAUGCACCCCUCUGUGGGCCAUGCACAUCGUUCAAAGAGCCAGUUGGUGUCAAGAUAUUCCACAGCAGCAGAAAUGUCUGAAAUAAUAACGGAAAAUAUCGAGUGAUGUUUCCCGGACUAGCCUGUUUUGCUGCAGUAGAGCUGCAGUAAAUUCACAUUUCCCUCUGUGUUACGUCAGGCCGGUGUCUUAUCUGGGAGGAAAUAACUCUUGUUGCCAAACAAACGACCAAUCAGUGAAUGGGGGAGAGACAAGGAGGGGGGUGGGGGCGAUGAGUCAUUACCUACAAGCAGAAUACAUCACGUCACGACCAAAUUUUUGCGUUCGGGACGUGUGUUUCAAACUCCAACAGAGUUCAGCCUUCCCUUCAGUGAUGGUCUCUUAAUUCGGUCAUUCCAGACUGGGACGGAUUAUGGCUCCAUCGGCCCCUGGGCCAGACAACAGGAAAGCCCCCCCUUCAUGAGUGUUGAUAGUUUACAAGAAGAUUUAGGGUUUUAGGCUAGAUGUUUGAGAUGGGGGUUGAGAAUGGAAAUAUAGAGGCUUGGGCUUCAGGUCUCUUUGGCUCUUGGGCCCCUGGACCUGGACCUGGUAGGCCCGUGCAGUAAUCCACCAUUGGUUCUAGACCACCUGUCCCAAUGAAAUUAGUUACAGGGUAUAGGAAGACCAGGCUAUUCGCAGACCACAUUGAUGAGCUAAGAGGCUUUGGAGAAGCAAUUAUGUGAUCGAACAUUGUAGUGUUUUGGGCUGUCUUCACAUGUCAAGGUUCAAGGAUGUCUAGAGGUGAACAAUUAUGUGUAUGAUGCCUGUUCAUGCACGUCUGAUGUAACGUCUCAAUGUUUCUAAACAGUUACUGCACCAAUGUUAUGCUUUUUUGGGUUUCUUUGAAUGUGUUUUUUAUCAGUUGACACCUGGUCACAUCUUUUUAUCUUCUCUUUGUUUUUGUCCUUUCUUUUUAACGAAACCACUCCCCAGAACAUAACUCGAAGGACAUUGAACAUAUGACAUUGAAACUGAUUAUGUUACUGGAAUUGACCCGGACACUGUUACAAAAAAUGUUGAAGGUGAGCUUUAAUAGGCAACACAACAUGACACUGACACUUCCAUUCAGACAGAAAACUGUUUUGGUACAUUUCUUUUGCCUGCCAAUCCGACCAUACCAUCGUCUUUAAAAAUUGGCAAGAUUGUAAUUUACUGUCAGUAACACUGUCAAGAAAGUCUAACUUUGAUGGCAAGCUCAUUUGGAGAGGUACAGUAUCUGUAGUUCUUUUGACCCUCUCAGGAGAUCACAUUGAGACAGAUGAUGCUGUGUAGCCUGACUCCCGCCAGACCCUUGCGUAUUUCCGUUCAGCUUCGUUAGCUCACACUAGUGUCUGGAAGACCUUCGAAUUCGCCCUGCUCCCAAAUGCGGAAAAUCCAAUCAGGAUUGCAAGAGUUCCAUAGAUGUGACGUAGUCACAAUUUAAACAUAGCGGAGAAGGGGGGAAAUAAAUGAAACGUAAUAGUUGUUUCGGCAGCAUGGACUCACUCAUCGACAUGUGAUUCUGUAAUUUUAACUGUAUUUUCGAAGCUGUGAGUUGUUAAAGUAUCAGCUCAUAAAAAAACACACCUUCAGAGAACUACUCCUAUAGUGUAGCUCCAGAUUAAUCUUCGUGGAGCAAGGCGGAACCCAUCCAUCUGGAGAGAGUCAGGUUAGAUGCUGUGAUGUCCCAACAAAUUUAUCUUAACAUUUGUGUAAUUUUGAUGUAAGGUACCAUCUUAUGUCUUUCACUUUAUUUUCAACACUCCCUCUUUUUCUUUGUGUUGUUUUUUUUGUCUUCUGUUCUUGUUUUAUCUUUGCCUUGGCCAAACUGAACCUGUUUGAAGAUGUGCUGAUUGUAUUUAAAAUGAACAGAUGAAAAACAAUGAAA